AUGUCUCUCGAGCUGGACUGGAGCUUGCUCGACGACGAGCUGGCGGUGCGCUUCCUCGACUCGAUCAACCGUGCGCUGAGCGCGUCUGCGUCCAAGCGGCCGUCGUUCCUGGGCGACAUCCACUUUGACGGACUGCGCUUUGGGUCUGAUCCACCGGACGUGGCGAUCCAGUCCAUCUCGGACAUCUGGCAGGACUUUGUGUCGAUCGACGAGGCACCGGUGCGGCGUCGCGGAGCAUCGCGCCACGCCACACCCGCAUCCAACUCGACCACGCUGGUAGAGUCGCCGCACGAAGCGUCGCCCUCGCCCGUGGACAUUCCGAUCCGCACAUAUACCCAAUUCGACGACGCCGCACCUCCGCACCGCAUCCACGGCCCGCCAAGCAUUGUGUCGGCCAGUGUGGUUGGGUCGGCACCCAUCACGCCUGGAGCAGGAUUCGGGGCGAGUGCAUACCAUCAGCAGUGGUCCGCUGCACUGGCGUCGAGAGGAAUUCGCGCUGCAGGCCUCGGCGGUGCGUCGUCGCUGCCGCAGACGCAGGUGACAAGCCCGGUCGACUCGGUUCCGCCUUCUCCGGGCUACUUUCAGCACUGGCAGCAGACCACGGGCGCGCUCGGACCGCUUCCGCCGCCGCCGUUUUCGGGCAUCAAUUCGAGACAGACGAGCUUUGAUGCGUCGUCGCUUCGGGGCGGGCCGGGGCCACAGAGCAGCGUGAGCCAGAUCGGGCUGAAGCGCGAUACGAAUAGCCUGCAUCCGCCCGCAUCGAUGCUGGGUAAUGGAAUGUACGUUGGCGCGGGAGGCAGGCCAUCGAUGCGCUCGACACCCGCAGCUUCGUUCCGCUCUCUCUCGGGGCAGCAUUCUCCCGGAGAUGAGGGACGCGAAGCUCUGUCUGCGCCAUCUUCGUCUGGACUGCCUUCGUUGCAGAUGCGGCUGUCGCUCGACUGGGCCACGACGAGUUUCCGGCUGCGAAUCUCGACGAGCCUGCUGAUCAACUAUCCGAGCGCAGCGUUUAUGAGUCUGCCGCUGACGCUGUCGGUGACGGGAUUUGUGAUGCGCGCGGGCGUGAUCGUGGCGCUGGAGGGCGAGCAUCAGCGUGCGCACGUGUGCCUGGUGGAAGAAGAGCCGCUGGGAGAGCACGAUGCGAUGGGCGGCGUCGAGGCCAAACGCCCCAGCGCGGGCCUCAACAUCCUACCGCAUCUCACGUUUGAGAGCGAGGUGGGCGAGCACGAGAAGCACGUGCUGAAAAACGUGGGCAAGGUGGAAAAGUUCGUGGCCGAGGUGAUCCGCAAGGGCCUCGAAGACGAACUGGUGUAUCCGAACUACUACACGAUUGAUCUUCCUGCUUCGCGCUCCAAGGCAGCAAGCAGCUGA
Moesziomyces antarcticus is the source of this 1368-nucleotide messenger RNA. RefSeq lists its product as uncharacterized. The coding region runs from base 1 to 1368 and encodes 455 amino acids. Gene Ontology annotation, biological process: phospholipid transport; mitochondrion organization. The transcript has a single exon. The record is from RefSeq and is a predicted model, not a curated record. NCBI's taxonomy places the organism in Eukaryota, Fungi, Basidiomycota, Ustilaginomycetes, Ustilaginales, Ustilaginaceae. Gene Ontology annotation, cellular component: ERMES complex. Gene Ontology annotation, molecular function: lipid binding.